Messenger RNA from Leopardus geoffroyi (Geoffroy's cat), 3437 nucleotides. RefSeq names its product acidic nuclear phosphoprotein 32 family member B (gene ANP32B). Lineage: Eukaryota; Metazoa; Chordata; Mammalia; Carnivora; Felidae. Gene Ontology annotation, molecular function: histone binding. The coding region runs from base 2275 to 3054 and encodes 259 amino acids. The record is from RefSeq and is a predicted model, not a curated record. Gene Ontology annotation, biological process: regulation of apoptotic process. Gene Ontology annotation, cellular component: nucleus. The transcript has 7 exons.
UUUAUUUGCUUGCACAUUGUGGCUAUGUUUAUUAAUUACUUUGUAGCUUAAUCUUAUAAAACAGACAUUUAUCCUGUGAGCUAUGUAGCAUGGGGAAAGAGGCCUUCAUAGCCUUGCGUUGGUUAUAAAGAGAGGACAGGAUCUCAAGAUUUGCCCCUUUUCUCCCCAAGGAUCAAUACCACCUCUCCCAUGGGCCACCAGGUUACCACUCUCUCUGGCACAGAGCUACCAUGUUCCAGUCUCCUUCAGCAUCUCUCCUUUGCCUGCGACAUGGACACCUGCAUGCUCCGUUUGGUGUUAAAGGCUGGCUACAAUUGCUCUCAACCUCCUGUUCAAAGCAGGCCCCAUGCUAUGAGUUCAUUUCAGUUGGACUGAUGGUGUAACAGAAAAAAGAUGGCAGACUUUGGAGUCAGACUCCUCUGGGUUUAAAUCUUAGCUCUGCCUCUUAAGCCAUGCAGCUUAAGGACCCAGAGCUUCAGUUCCUCAUCUGUAAAAUGAUUAAAACACAGUCCACUUCACAGGGUUUGAAGAUUACAUGAGACAGAACAUAUUCAAGCCCUAAAAGUGAAUAGCUCAAUUAUUGCUUGUUAGCUCAUGUAACUGAUUUGCUAGUUUUUCAUAAAAGCCUUUAUUUUAUGGCCCUGUGGUUCUCAUAACCUUAUAGUUACAGACCUCCUGUGCCAUCCUGAAGACUACUUCCCUCACAGAUUUUCCCGUCACAGAGAUGUCUGCUAAGACUAACAUUUUACAUACAACACUAAAGAAACAAUGUACUAAAAAGUUUUUGCCUUUUCUCAAAAUGCUUCUAAAACUUUUUUUGCUUUGAAAUUUUAAUUCGAUACUUUAGAAAUUGGUAUAGGUGGUUUCGUUUGCCACUAAACGAACUCAGGUAAAAUGGAAGGGAUUGAGUCUGUCUUAACUUCAAGAAAACCUUGUUAAUGCAUAGAAUUGUUCAUUUUUCUCCAUUCAUAAGUUGUUGUCAAUCUUUGGAGUCUGUCUAUUAAGACUGUAUCUGACUUGACCCAUGACAUAUUUACUUAUUUUAAGCUGAAUACACCCUGAAGUGACUCCCCGGAGGUCUGCAAAACAAACUUAGUGCUCUAACCCUGGCUCUCAGGGUGCCGUCUGAGCCAGACGAUUACAAAGGCUACCUGCCAAGCUUCCCCGAAACGCAGCCCAGCAGCCCAUGGAGAAUUACACACCUCGCAGGGGUACCCUGAGGAAUAAAUGAGAUAAAAGUGUGCGGAAAAACCUCGUAAAACUUCGAGACCCCAUUAGAAAUGCUAAUUGCUGCCUUGCUAGCCUAUGUUUAAAUGUUAGGAAACCCAGGGAGAUUCUCCGAAACUCGGGGACGCUCGGUCCCUCUGUGGCUCGGGCGGGCGCCAGGGAUGCCCUGUGCCCACAGGCCGCGAGGGCCAAUUCCGCCCGGUGCCGCGCGGUGCAACGCGGGACGGCCGCUAUUCCGCCCCCGACGGGGGUCCCCGCAGCACUGGCCUCCCGCCUCCAGGCCAAGGGGUGUGGGGUUCGGGCUGUUGGCUUCGCACCGUAUGAGGGAGAGGAAGGCGAACCCGAAAGCCCCUGUCCCGCGCUCCCUUCACGUCUCCCGACUUCGCGGGCGUCGGGCCGACCUGGUGGAGCCUCCCUGGACAGACUAGGCUUUAAAGACCCCCGCAGCCCUCCGGGCAAACGUCCAAGGGCGGGCCGGAGACCCGCCUCCCGGCGCGGCGAGGUGGGGCCGGGGGGGAGGGGGGGUCUCACAUCGGUUGCGGGCGGGGAAGCCCCCGAGGAAGGUCUUACAUCAGCCACCCCACGUGCAGUCGGAGGGAGGGAGGAAGUCGCUCCAGUCCCCGGGGCUGCGCCUUUCCCCCCCGGCCUCCGCCCCUCCCGCCGCGCGUCUCCCCGCCCCGUCCUUGGUGCAGCCGCGGCCGCCGAGCCGAGCAGCGCCGCGCGGGGCCGAGUCGAGCCGAGCAGCCGCCCGCGCCGCGUCGCCGGUUUAAGCGCAGUGCGGGGCCGCGGCCGGGGGCGGCGGUAGUGAGACCAGCGCUGCGCUCCAGCCCCCUUUUCCCUCCAUGGUUUCUCUCCGCUCCCGUGAGUAACUUGGCUCCGGGGGCUCCGCUCGCCUGCCCGCACGCCGCCCGCCUCCUGGGACCGCGCCGCCGGCCUCUGCCGCCAGCAGACCCCUUCCGACGGCCCUCGCUGCGCAGGCCGGGACGCCUCUCCCCCCUCCGCCCCCGCCGCGGAAAGUUAAGUUUGAAGAGGGGGGAAGAGGGAAACAUGGACAUGAAGAGGAGGAUCCACCUGGAGCUGAGGAACCGGACUCCGGCAGCUGUUCGAGAACUUGUUCUGGACAAUUGCAAAUCAAAUGAUGGGAAAAUUGAGGGCUUAACAGCUGAAUUUGUGAACUUAGAGUUCCUCAGUUUAAUAAAUGUAGGCUUGAUUUCAGUUUCAAAUCUCCCCAAACUACCUAAAUUGAAAAAGCUUGAGCUCAGUGACAAUAGAAUCUUUGGAGGUCUGGACAUGUUAGCAGAAAAACUUCCAAAUCUCACACAUCUAAACUUAAGUGGAAAUAAGCUGAAAGAUAUCAGCACCUUGGAACCUUUGAAAAAGUUGGAAUAUCUGAAAAGCCUGGAUCUGUUUAACUGUGAGGUUACUAACCUGAAUGACUACCGAGAGAGUGUCUUUAAGCUCCUGCCUCAGUUGACCUACCUGGAUGGCUAUGACCGAGAGGAUCGGGAAGCGCCUGACUCAGAUGCCGAGGUGGAUGGUGUGGAUGAAGAAGAGGAGGAUGAAGAAGGAGAAGAUGAGGAGGACGAGGAGGAUGAGGAUGGUGAGGAGGAAGAGUUUGAUGAUGAAGACGAUGAAGAUGAAGACGAAGAUGUAGAAGGGGAAGAUGAUGAAGACGAAGUCAGUGGGGAGGAAGAAGAAUUUGGACAUGAUGGAGAAGUUGAUGAAGAUGAAGACGAGGAGGAUGAAGAUGAAGAUGAAGAGGAGGAAGAAAGUGGGAAAGGUGAAAAGAGGAAGAGAGAAACAGACGAUGAAGGAGAAGAUGAUUAAGACCCCAAAUAACUUGCAAAAAAAGAACUGUUCAGUAUUGGUUGGACUGCUCAUACGGAUUUGGUAGCUGUUUAAAAAAAAAAAAAGGUAGCUGUGAUACAAACCCCAGGAUACCCACCCACCCAAAGAGCCAAAGAAUAGUUCCUGUGACAUUCCACCUUCCUCCAUUUAGUCCCUCUUGGAAAUUCACCACCAAGCUUGGGGACUUCACCCCAACAAAAUUGUAAGCGUUUGUUAGGUUUUCGUGUAAGACUCUUGCUGUAGCGUGGAUAGCUGUGAUUGGUGAGUCAACCGUCUGUGGCUACCAGUUACACCGAGACUGUAACAGCAUUUUUACUUUCUGUACAACAAAGAAGCUUUGUAAAUAAAAUCUUAACAUUUUG